AUGGUCAAGAUAACAAGCUACACGCCGGCCUGGCUUAACGAACCAGCCCCAGGCCAUGGCUUGUUUGCACCCCCCGAGCUUGACCCAAAGAGGAGCUCGUACGCAUCGACCAGCUCAAAGGGCGGCAAGCCCAAGCCCGGACCCAGACGCACCAUAGCCCGUCGCGGCACCGAGGUCUUUGUCGCCAACGGCAGGGAGCUCCGAUGGGGCGACCUCGUCUACCUCAAGGAGCUGUGGGCUUCCAAGCAGGCGGGCGGCGCCGCGGACAGGUCCGGCCGGGCCCGUGUUAAGCGCGAGGAUUCGGACCCAAACUCGUUCACGAUACAUGAAGAUGACGACGCCGACGCGAUGUUUGCCGCCGCUGGCCACGCCCAGGGCAUGCGCAUAAUCAAAACCCCAGUAGCAGAUGACAUCAAGCAACUCGUCAUGUCGCCACAGGCUAACUACCUGGCCGUCCUGACGACACACACAGUCCACAUCUGCAUGCUGCCCGACCCAUCCCACUUGACGGCCCAGGACGCAGGGCCGCUCAAGGCCAAGUUCUGGACUCUCGGCCCGACAACCCACGUGACUUCAAAGUCACCGAUCAUGUCCGCCGUCUUCCAUCCCCUCGGUGUCAACGGUUCGGCGCUUGUUACUGUGACUGAGGAGGCUGUUGUGCGCGUGUGGGAGCUGUCACCGGCUGAUCGGUGGUCCUUCGACACCCCGACCCUCGCGGUGGACCUGAGGAAGCUCGCGGACGGAACGUCUCUAGACCAGGACUUUAGCGCAUCGACCUCGGCCAUGAACAAGGGCUUUUCUCCGGACUCAUUCGACAUGGAGGUGGCGGCGGCCUGCUUUGGCGGCGGGCGGGGCUCCGGGUCUUGGUCGUCCAUGACGCUCUGGGUCGCAAUGCGUGGAGGCGACCUGUACGCCCUGUGCCCCCUCCUGCCCCAACGAUGGGCCCCGCCUCCGACGCUCAUCCCCUCGCUCUCUGUGUCUAUAGUUGCGAAGCUUGCGGCGAUCGAGGACGAUCCAGCCGUCCCCGCACAGGAGAAGCUACUAGCACAGCAGCAGCUAGAGUGGAUGUCAGACUUGGACAACCAGGAGCCUAGGAUUGUGGAAGGCUCCAUCACCGAUCCGACGACGGAAAUUUUCACACGGCCAUCGAGGCCUGGCGCAGUGCCCAAACUGCAAGGCCCCUUCGACCUCGAACUAGAGGCACUCGACGACAACGAUCUGGACGUGGAGCUAACAGACAUCUACGUGAUCGGCGAGAAAAUCGACACCGAGGAUCUUAUGAUGGGUGAGGAUGAUGAGGAGCUCCAGAUGGACGACGCUGACUCGGAGGGUCUGUCGCUAUCCAUCAUCUGCCUUGUCUCUACCAGUGGACAGCUACGGGUUUGCCUCGACCUUGAGGGUGUUCAAGCACGAUGGCUGCCCUCUGCAAGCAAGUCCAGGUUCGCGCGCCAGGUCCCCGUGGGUAACGCCCCUCUCCCAUCCCUUCUCACCUUCCAGACGCUGGACGUCAUGCGUCCCAUGGAAGUUACAGCCGACGCAUGGCCCAUGAUCAGCCCCGACGUCACUUCACGAUACUCAUUUUUCAUCACACACCCGGCUGGGAUCGCGCUGGUGUCUCUGGCACCGUGGGUCUUUCGGUUGGAGAGCGAACUCCAGGGUGACUCGGCAGCUGGGUCGGAGUUCCGGCUAGAUCUGCUCGUCAAGGGACAAACAUCGACCAGGGAUAGGGUGUUCACGCACAAGGGUGCACCACUGGCCGCUGCGGUGGCGAUCCGGGACCCCGACCUGGGAUACUUUCUGCUGUCCAGUACGCCACAGGCAGCCGUGGCGCUGUCUUUCGAGGCGCCCGAGGACGAGUUCAGGCCGGCGAUAUCCGGCGCCAUUUCGCCGUCGCUUCAGGCCUCGGGGGAUGGCGGCGUCCGCAGCGAUGACGACGAGGCCAAGCCGCUCGUUAUAUGCGAGCCUCGGCCGGCGUUCCAGCCGUCCAUGGAGGUGUUUGACGAGCAAAACGAGAUAUCGGAAUUUCUCAAGAUUGCGCGGACGAGCCGCUACCAGGCGGUCCUGACUCACGAGAUCAGGCUGUCGGCGGCGUCAUUGACGGUGCUCACCAACGCACACCAGCGGAUAGACGCCCAGACGGAACGGGUCAACAAGGCGGUCGGAGAGCUGUUCAGGCGGCUUCAGCAGCUACCGGCUGAGCUUCACGAGCAGGUGAUGAAGAUGAACAUGCUCAAGGAGAAGAUCGACAAGAUUGCGGGCGAGGAGGGCGCGCAGCAGGACGGCGAGGAAGACGAAUCCGGCCUUCCCGACCACGUGCGGCUGGAGCGGCGGCUGGAGCGGGCGCAGACCAGGCAACGCGAGCUUGCGGAGCGCAUGGACAAGAUCAAGCGGUCGGUCGGGCGGGCGAACAGCAGGGAGCUCAGCGACAAGGAGAGGGCGUGGAUGGACGAGGUGCGCUCGCUCGAGGCGAGCGUGCUGGGCAGCAACGAAGACGGCGGCAGCGCGGCCAACGCGGGCGGCGCCUCGUCCAAGGUGAGGCAGUACAGCAAGCGAUUCGACGAGGUCACGGCGCUCAAGACGGAGCUUGUGCGGCAGGCCGAGGGGCUUCAGCAGCAGCGGCAGCAGCUACUGCAGGACAGGGACAAGGCCACCGGCAGCAGCGGCAGCAGCACCGGGGACGACAAGAAGGCGGGCGAGGCGGUGCAGCACCCUUCGACGCCCAACAUGAAGAUUCCAGCAGACGUGCGCAAGGCAAAGGUUGCGCAGGUCAUGCAGCUCCUCGAGAGGGAGACGACAUUAGUCGAAGCCGUCAAGAGCCGACUGGAGAAACUCACGAUGGCUGGCUGA
Molecule: messenger RNA, 2847 nt
Organism: Gaeumannomyces tritici R3-111a-1
Lineage: Eukaryota; Fungi; Ascomycota; Sordariomycetes; Magnaporthales; Magnaporthaceae
Exons: 2
Coding region: 1-2847 (948 amino acids)
Biological process (GO): ribosomal large subunit export from nucleus; protein import into nucleus; ribosomal small subunit export from nucleus
Cellular component (GO): nuclear pore
Molecular function (GO): structural constituent of nuclear pore
Source: RefSeq, a predicted model, not a curated record